AUGCGUUCCACUUACCUUUUCUUAUCUGUGGCAGCUUCAUUGGCCUCGGCCUUUGUCAUCCCAGAUGAGAGUAUCCUCGCGGAGAUAGUCUCUGAGACUCCACCAGCCACGAAUGAUCAUCCAUCUCAAGCAGAUGCCGAGAUGAGCCUGCUGGGCAUCUCCCCGGAUGAACAUAGAGGCUGGGGAAGAGACGGUGACUGGCGUGAUGAUGAUGAAUAUCCGGAGCACGGCGAUUGGCCUGGCUACGACGAAGAUCCGCACGGGCGAUGGCCCGGUGGUGACCGGCCCAGACAUGGCGGAUGGCCCGAACACGGAGAAUGGCCUGGACACCGAGGUGAUGGCGAAGACAGACACGACCGCGACGGAAGACCAUGGGACAGAUACCGACACCGUCCACACCGGCCAAUCGAUGCUUGUCCAGGCCCGUUCUGCCACGCGGACAAGACGACAUGGGAGCUCAUCAGAGAAAGCGAGCAUACAUCCCGACUCGCCGAGCUCAUCGCCGAUGACAAAGACCUGGUCGAGAUCCUCAACAGCACGACGGCAAACCACACCUUCUUCGCGCUGACGAACCGUGCCCUAGAGAGACUUCCACGGGGACGAAAUGGCCCCAGCCCGAAGCUCAUGUCCAAGUUGCUGCGGUAUCAUAUCCUGCCCGGUCGAUUGUCAAUCGAGCAUAUUGCUGGCCACGGGACGCUACCGACGAAGCUGACAGAGCCAGCUCUGGAAUCGACUCUGCCGCAGAGGAUCGUUGUCCGAGAGCACCAGAACGGAGUGAUGUUGAACCGGAGGAGUAGGGUUGUGGCAGCCGACAUGGUGAGUAAAGCAUCAAUUUAUGGCACACAUCGACAGAUACUAACCUCACCUAAGAAAUCCAAAAACGGAAUAAUCCACAUAAUAACCAGUCCCCUCCACCCACCCCCAGAGACACGCACGAUACUGCACCAAGCACCAACCGACUUCAGCACCUUCACAUUGGCGCUAGCUCGCACGAAACUCGCCCACAAUCUUGACCCGGCGCAGCGACAGGGCGGCACAACCUUCGCGCCCACGAAUGCCGCUUUCAGACGGCUCGGAGAGAAGGCUAAUCGGUUUCUUUUCUCGCGGCGGGGUGAGGGGUGCCUGCGUACGUUGAUGCAGUAUCAUAUUGUGCUGAAUCAGACGCUUUACUCGGAUGUCUUGUAUAGUAGUCUUGGAACGUCUCAUGGGUUGUUUUCAGGUCGUCAUGGUGGGCAUGCGCAUGAGGGCGAGGGGAAGGGUGGACGUGGGGAUGGACUAGAGGAGGACUAUGCGAAUGUGCGGCUUGUGACUUCGUUGGAGAAGAGGGAGUUGAGGGUUGAUGUUAAGAAGGGGUUUGGUGAGGUUGAUAUGCGGAUUAAUGGGUUUGGUAGAGUUGGACGAAUGGAUUUGUUGGCGAGGGAUGGGGUGGUGCAUGUUUUGGAUCGGGUAUUGAUUCCCCCGAGGAAGAUUCAGGAUCAAAAUGAAGAUGAAGAUGGGGAACUGACCAUUGAGGAGCUUGUAGAGAGGUUGGAUGGUUGCGUCUACCGGAUGACUCGAGGAGAACUGUGA
This is a messenger RNA of Penicillium psychrosexuale, 1569 nucleotides long. Its product is annotated as fasciclin domain-containing protein. Lineage: Eukaryota; Fungi; Ascomycota; Eurotiomycetes; Eurotiales; Aspergillaceae. The transcript has a single exon. The record is from RefSeq and is a predicted model, not a curated record. Gene Ontology annotation, biological process: macroautophagy. Gene Ontology annotation, cellular component: fungal-type vacuole membrane. Bases 1 to 1569 code for a protein of 522 amino acids.